Messenger RNA from Naegleria gruberi, 318 nucleotides. RefSeq lists its product as uncharacterized. The coding region runs from base 1 to 318 and encodes 105 amino acids. NCBI's taxonomy places the organism in Eukaryota, Heterolobosea, Eutetramitea, Acrasida, Naegleriidae. Gene Ontology annotation, molecular function: protein binding. The transcript has a single exon. The record is from RefSeq and is a predicted model, not a curated record.
AUGAAACGAUUGACAUCACUUCAUACAUAUAACAAUCUAAUUGGUGAUGAAGGAGCUAGGUCUAUUAGUGAACUGAAACAAUUGACAUCACUCUGUAUAUCUAACAAUUUAAUUAGUGGAGAAGGAGCCAAAUAUAUAAGUGAAAUGAAACAAUUAACAUCGCUUAAUAUUGGUGGCAAUGAAAUUGGUGAUGAAGGAGCCAAAUUCAUAAGUGAAAUGAAACGAUUGACAUCACUUCAAAUAUAUAACAAUCGAAUUGGUGAUGAAGGAGCCAAAUAUAUAAGUGAAAUGAAACAAUUAACAUCACUAAGAAAAUAA